Messenger RNA from Prunus armeniaca (apricot), 321 nucleotides. Lineage: Eukaryota; Viridiplantae; Streptophyta; Magnoliopsida; Rosales; Rosaceae. The record is from the annotation of a GenBank genome assembly.
AUGAGUACUCCAGAACCUCCCACAGGGGUCCAAGUUGGUUGGGGCUUACUAGCUUGUUUCUGCGGCCUUAUUGGAUUAUGUGGUUAUUGCCUCACUUGUUGCUGCUGUUGUUGUUGUUGCGCUGACAAAGCUAAACUUAAAGCUGAGCUAGAGAAGGUUGAAGAACAGAUCGAGGCUGAAAAAUUGGCCAACGCUAAACAACAGGACGAGGCUAAUGAAGUGCCGAAGGAUGAUGAAGCGCCGAAGGUUAAUGAAGCGCCGAAGAUUAAUGAAAUGUCGAAGGGAACUGACGAAAGUCAUACAGAAUCAAAGGACGUGUGA